GCUUUUCUCUCUUGCUUCUUCUUUGGAACACGUUCUAAACUAGGAACAUGAUCAUUGUGCUUUGUGGGAGAGAAUAAGAAGACUUCUUGUUUCGGGGUAAAUACUGAAAGAUAAGAAGACAACUGGUGUGAGAAGCUACAACACAACAAGUCCACGGAAGCUCCUCUACAACCCCAACCAGAAUCUAUAAACAUUGGAUACAGCCAUAGACCCAAGAAGACCCAUCAUGAUGGCAGUAUUGUUUAUCCUUCUCUGUUCUUGCCUGAUCUCCGCAGGAGUUGCUCUUGAGUGUGAGGUGUGUUCUUCAAGCAGUGGAAACACCUGCUCAGGUCGCUUUGAGAUCUGUAAAGACCCAGAAAGUCGCUGUUUGGUGACCCUGACGGAGACCUCUUUUGGACAAGAGAAGAGUGCAGUUCUGACGAAGGCUUGUGGGAGCCUUUAUAACUGCACUCACCCGGUGAGCCUGAGAGCCAAUGGAUAUCGGGUGAGAGUCAGCGCCAACUGUUGUGCAACCAACUACUGCAAUAAAGGCACCGUUCCUUUGGUAACACCCAACUCCACCCUUAAUGAACUGAGCUGCCCAUCCUGCUUUGCUAAGGAUCCAGAAUCCUGCGACCCCCACGCCACUGUGAACUGCACAGGAAAAGAGAAUCACUGUGUCUUGUUUUCUGUCUCUAAAGAGAGAGGAUCUACCAUCAGAGUGGCUGGCUGUGCUUCAGAUAUCGUCAUCCAGUCCCAAGGAAAAGCUGCAUUUCGGGGUUCAUCCAUCAAUGUGUACAACUUUUCAGAUGGGAACAGUGGAGAAACCCUACGACAAGGCUCAUUGCUGAUACCACUGACUCUUCUAACAGUUAUGAAGAUAGUCGCAUUGUGAGACUGUUAUCAAGCCCCACUUGUAAAACAUUUUAUAUCCAGAGGUUUUAUAUUCAUGAUAUAUACAGUAGCUUUCACAAAAAUGUGUUAUGUUGCAGCUGUCCUUGCCAAACCGAAGGCUGAACUAAGCUCUAGAACAGGACAUAUUAAAAUAGGACUCAGUAAAUGUUCUCUGACAGUGAUUUUGGAAGCCAAAACUGACAUAAGAAACACUUAAUACACUAUGAAACUCUAUUUGGGACAGAGACUUAUUUAUAUAAGGACUAUUCUAUAACGGUGAUGGGACUCAAGGAAGGCUGGUGGAGAAGCACGGAACUAGGCUUCCUAGUUGUUGAUACUGUUACUCAUAUACUAUGCUAGACAAGUGUAAAUUUACUAGCACUUUAUCUUAAAGUCUGGGUUGGGCCUGGUUGAAGAGCAAAGUGAAACUUCUCCAAAUGCCACGUUUCUAAUUGUCCUUGAUCACCAGUUUCAUUAGAAGUAGCAGUUGUAGCUGGAAAAGGUUCAAGGAACCUGGUCCCUGUCUAUAUAUAAACUGUCAAGUGUUGUGUGACUAUUGUGGAGGACCAUUCAGUUUGCCAUACUUCUACAGUUCCUUUAGAGACUCAUACACAUCCCCAAUGGGAACGAUACUGGUGGCGAGAGCAAACUGAUUUCCAUUCCAUAGUGUUUAAAAUGGAAUUGGCAUGGUUACCCACUUCAGUCACACCCUAGUUUUCUAUAAAUGACUGCACAUUCCAUAUGUGAUCAAUAGCUUUGCUGUGUUGCUGAUUAACCAGAAUGAAUGUAUCAAUGACUCCAAUGAUGAAAGUUUUCUUGGGAUUAACUUCUACACACAAGUCCAAUGUACUUAUACUGGCGGUGCGGCCGGGAUCCAAUGGGCGGAUAUAGGGCACCUUUCAUUUCAGUGGGAAAGGGUGUGACAGAUGCCGACGACAAGACUGUAAAAUCUAUAACACAUAAGCUCUGCUACACAAUUGGAACCCAACCCAAGAUCUUCACGUUUAGUUUUCCUUGUUGGGCUAGAAUGCUUUUUCUCAUGCAUUCCUCAUAGUAGACUUCAGCUUGAUACCACAAGUGAAUGUAUAGUAUGCUGAGAUCCCCGGCAUUUAUAGCUUAAUGUAAAUAAUUCCAGGCUUGGCAAGGUUUCCACGUAUACAUUCAAUGUC
Xenopus laevis (African clawed frog) is the source of this 2042-nucleotide messenger RNA. RefSeq names its product phospholipase A2 inhibitor and Ly6/PLAUR domain-containing protein. The record is from RefSeq and is a predicted model, not a curated record. The transcript has 5 exons. NCBI's taxonomy places the organism in Eukaryota, Metazoa, Chordata, Amphibia, Anura, Pipidae. The coding region runs from base 227 to 874 and encodes 215 amino acids.